Amphiprion ocellaris (clown anemonefish) is the source of this 12507-nucleotide messenger RNA. It is a transcript of the gene crybg1a, whose product is annotated as crystallin beta-gamma domain containing 1a. Gene Ontology annotation, molecular function: structural constituent of eye lens. The transcript is spliced from 23 exons. The record is from RefSeq and is a predicted model, not a curated record. Lineage: Eukaryota; Metazoa; Chordata; Actinopteri; Pomacentridae. The coding region runs from base 76 to 11757 and encodes 3893 amino acids. Gene Ontology annotation, biological process: visual perception; lens development in camera-type eye.
GAAUCGUCCUCCUGCUGCUUCCAGACGCACAGCUCUCCUCCUGCUCUCUGCAACACACUUCCCUCUCUACACACCAUGAGUAAGUCCAGCACGCUGAAAGUCAAGGGCUUGUUUAAAAUCAAAUCCCUUGACAAGGAGAACAAGGAGCAGAGACAGUCGGGGACCCUGAAAGAUGCGAGCAGCAGCAGAGGAGCGGGGAGUCCUCCGGGGAGCUCCAUGCCGCUCAGCCCGGGAGACAACGCCGCUCUCCCCGCGGAGCUUCUACCCGCUUCCCCGAAAGAAAAGAAGCCAAAGCGGCUCAAACUGUUCAAGCUGAAACGGAAGAAAUCCAAGAAAGGAGAAGAAGGAGGAGAGGUGUUCUUCCCUGAUGAACUGGACAGCUUCAGCAGCAACAUGAGCUACGACCAGAUGAGUGUUACCACGGAGUGCAGUUUCCAGACUCAGCCGGACUGGGACCUUCCUUCUCAGUCCACCUCCAUGAUCAGCUUGGACAUGACUCAACCACACAGCCCCACGUCUCCCUCCAAAUUCUUCAAGAGUUUGGAGGAAAAGAAGGGAGUGUUUGAUCGUAUCAGCAACUUCUUCAGGUCCGGCAGAAAGAAGAGCAGUAGCAGUAGGCAGCCUUCAGACUCCUCUGCAAGUUCCCCAGCAUCCCCUUCAUCUCCACGUUCAUCCCAGUCUCAGGAGGAGGAUGGGCUAAAGACUCCGACUCCUUCUCGAAAAGACGGCGAGCUGACAGGGCCUCAUGGUGCAGUUCCAGGGUCCAGACUGAGAGCAGAGCAUGGGGACAGCCUCAGCCAGAGCUCCAGUCCCAGCGCCUCCAGCAUGGCCUCUGUGGUGACUAAAGAAGCAGAGCUGCCGUUUGCAGACAGCGACAGCAGCGGCAGAAGCAGCGUGAGGGAGGUGCACGUAUGCAGGAUCAGCACAGGCAGCAGCGACAGGAAUUCUGGGAACGUGGCUGCCGCUGCUCUCCAUCUUCCUUCUACCACUGAACCGGCUGCUGAUUCACACUCAGAGCUCGGCUUCACGGAAUCCGUGGUGGAGGAAGUCAGCAAAAGGCUGCAGUUUCAUUUGGAAGAAAGCAUUGGGAAGAAAACUGAGCGUUCCGGUGAGGAUGAUAUGGUCACCCCGACCACCCUGUCAUCCCUUCAAAUCCCUGUUUCCAAAACAGCCGAGGCACCCAAAUCUCCUAACUUAACCUCUAUUAGCUUAGCAUCCAAAACAACAGUGGUGAAAAUUGGUGGGAAUGGGCACAGCACUGCACUAACAGGGAUAACUUUAGGCUCUCACUCAUCCACCUCACACAUCAUCACAACUCAACAGCUGGAAAAGUCUCUAGAUACAGAGAGGGAAAGCACAAGAGCCAGAACUAGUGCUCAGAUAUCCACUGUCUCUGGGGAAACUACAGUUACUGUAAGGAGCCCCUCACCUGAGAGAGAGCCAGCACCCAGAGGUGAUUCUCCCAUCCAGCUCCACAAAGCCAUAUGGGUGGAAACACACCUGGGAGAGGAGGAGGAGGGGGAGAGGGAGGGCGAGAAAGAAAAGGAUAUAAUGAACCAAGGGGAGGAGGGCUUGAGAGCGGACUCCCCUCCCGUUCUGGCUAUACCUGUCACAGUGAUUCCUGAGGACGACUCAGAAAGUCCGACCGCUGCAGAUGGUCCUGCUGCCCCCUCACACAUUUUACCAACCGGUGGCAUCUCGCCAGAAGCAGCCACCUCCUUGGCAUCGACUACAAGGGAGUUCCAAAUAACCUCACCACAGUCAGCGGAGCCUGACACUGGCACAGACUCAAAGCAAAGUUCACUUGAGGAGAAACACAGACCGAGAGAAAUCCGUGUUACGCGCAAGACUGUGAAUCUGCCUUCCAAGCACAAGGUUUUUGCCCAGAAGGUGUAUAUUAGCCCGGAGCCAAGUGUGGAAGAAGACGACCUAGUAGGAGAGGAGUGCUGCGGAGAUUCCACUUCAAAGAUCCAAAACACAACAGAUGCAACACCACUGGCCAGCCUCCAAAACAAAAACAAUGCAGAAUUCAAGGAUGCCAACCUUGAACUGUCCACAACAACAGAUGAGACUACGCACCCUGGCACAAAUACUCCUGAACCCGUAGUGAAAGAAAAAACUGACUCUGAGGCCUCUGACUUUGAUGAGACCUCUUCAGCUUCAGACAUGUACAAAACAAAGUCACAAGUUGUGGAAUCUGGAGUUAGGGGCCAAGGAACCAGCAAGACUACCCUCUCUAAACGAGGGGUUAAAGGAGCUGCAGAAAGUCAGCAUACCGCUGCAAGUGGAACAAAGACCCCAUCCUAUGCAGCUGGAGGGAAGGCCAAGAAUGUCAUCACAAAAGCAAAGGGCACCACAGAGGGAACAAAAGUGGAAAUUUCCAGUGAUAGUCCAUCACAAAGGGAACAUAGCAGUGAGAAAGCAGUUUCUAUGUUACCAACAUUAAAAGACCAAAGCACCAGCAGUCCUGUAAGUCUAACAGGCUCAAAGUCUAAAAUCCCCAAAAGGUCAACAUCAGAUGCAGAAGUGAAAUCACCAGUAACUCCAGAUAAAACAUCACUUCCUGAUGCCUCGGGGUCGACAUUCACUUCCAAACUGCAAAAACAACCCAGAGCCAAAGAAUCUUUGAAAUCUCUAACCACCACAACCAAAGCUAUCAGGAAACCAAGCUUUGAGGAAGCUAAAGGAGGAAAAUCUGUGUCUGGAAACAUUUCUUCCACAAAAACUAUCAACAAGAUGGAAACAAAGCUUAAUCAGGAUAAGUCAGAUAAGGACUCUCAGUCUGUAGAGUCUGUAAGCCUAGUAAAUGGUGUGGAGAAUGAGAAUGAGGAAAGACAUGUUAAAACAGCACACAGGGAAAGUUUCAACAUCAAAAAACAGCAACAGAACCACCUGGAGAAUAACGCUCCCUUGGCAUCAAAGAGCUCCUUGCCCAUUUCAUCUCCAGCAAGAAAGAAGAACAAUGAUUUAACUCAAACAAGUGGCACCACCUUUAGAAAAGCUUCAUCUGGUCACACAGACUCAGACAGACCCAAAACAGUCCAGAAGCAGAGUCCAGAGCAGCAAGAAGUAACUCCUGAUGAGAGAUCUGGUAGUGAGACACCACCUCCGCUCCCUGAAAGCCCCAAGAAUGCAGGAUCUCUGCCAUCAGUGAAAGGAUCCAGACACCCUCCUAAAAGAAGCACGAGCCGUGAUGACAGUGACAGUCCGACCUCUUGUGUCUCUCCACCUCCUGCCAAGCAAGAGAAAACUGUCUCAUCAAGGCUUUCCAAACAGAAUGAUCCUGUCAAACAGCACCUCAAAAGUCCUGUAAAGCAUUCAUCUGACACCUCAGGAUCUGUGAGCAAACUUCCUACAAGAGGUCAGAGAAGCUUCAACAGAGUAAAACCCAGAGAACCUCGAAACUCCAGAGAUGAAAAUUCUGAGGACUUAAGUCAAAACACAUCGACAGAGUUGACUGUCAAAGCACCUGAGAAAGUGGAAGCUGAUCAGGUGAAAGACAGUGACAGCUUUAAAUUCAAGUCUGUGUCUGUAGAGGAAGAAGAGCACAUUAUAAAACUGAGAGAUAAACAGACCAGUACUGGAAAAAUCAAACUGAAAGAAAUAGAGACAAAGCAAUUAGUGGAGGUCAUCACAAAUUCUACAACUGAAGAGAUUUCAAUAAUCCAGCCUUCACUGAAGACUGAUGCAAUUAUUACAGAAAACACUCAGGUAAACAUUGCAACAGGUACAGACCCAGGAGUUGGAGUAUCGCCCAGCAGUGAGGUUGACAAAGCAAUUCCAUCUCAGUCACAAGUUACUGAUAUAAAUAAAGCUGAGACUGAUGGAAUACAGCAUGACGUCAAAAAAACUAAAGUUGAGAUUCUACCUGAAAAUGUGUCUCAUGUUCAAAGUGACAAAACCGUACAAGGACAGAAAACACUGAUAUCAGCAAAAACUUCCCCAGAAGGAAAAGACAAAGAGAUUUUAGAGAUGACCAAACCCACAAGUAACACGAAACUGGAUUUAAUCCAGGAGAAAGAGACAAAUUCUGCAGCACUGGCUCAGGACACAAUACCUGCUCAUGAGGCUGUAACUGAUAUGUCAGCCAAACCUGUUGUGGGUGACGACGUUCACUGUGACACAAUGACCCACUCUGAGCAGGAGGGUGCUCUGCCUGCAAGUAUUUCCCUUACAGAAAGAACUACAGUCACCUCUCAGGAAAAAGAUGAAGAGAUUACCAGAAACAGUCUUCCUGCUAAAUUGGCCUCAAAAGACCAAGAUCCUGAAGUGAAAGAUUUACACUCAGACACUCUCACUGUGGCCUCAGUGAAUGCUAUCCAGGUCAACACAGAGCAGCAGAAGGAGUUACUGAAAGAUCAAACCACAAAAGAAAAAGACAGAUUGUCCCCCACAUUAAGCACAGAUUUGGUAAAAUACUUGGACGUAGAGCAGAAAAGUAAAGACGAGGUUGGCAGGAAACCAGAAGAGGCUUUGGACAUUCAAACAGAGACUGUGACUGUUUGUGAAUUGCCCAAGAAUGUUGAACAUCAGUCAGACAAAGAGGCUCUUUUACUGGAUCGACAAUCUGAAAGAGAGGAGAAAGAUUCAAAACCAAAUGAAAAGCUUGGUGAUGCAGCAAUGGAAACCAGUGACUCACAAAACAGUUGCAAAGUGGAGCUCAAGGGCAAAACCAUCGAGGGUGAAGCAGAGAAAAACAUUACAAAUUCAGAGAAGCCAUGUCAGCUAUCACCACAGGAGAAACAUUUACAGCCUGAUACCAAGGAAGAACCACAGAGAGUAGUUACAAAUGCCCUGGAAAAGUCAAGUGCAAAGGCAGAGCAAGCAAGCAGUGCACUUCCAGAAACUACACCCAGGGUGGUUGAUAAAAAUCAGCAAGACGUGAUCCUUUUGAAAGAAAAUGCAGAGAGUGGUCUUAAGAAAAAACAGGGAGCAGAGCAGCAGAUGAAGGCAUCAAUAGUGACAGAAAAACAGGAAUCUAAACCACUUCUAACCAAACAGGAAGAGGUCAGGGAUGGCAACACACAUGUGGAUAACAAACAUGCUGAUGAUGUAAAGGAAAAACAAACUCCAGAAAUAACAACCUUAAACACAAAAAUGUUGGAUGUCAAAGGUGAUAAAGAAAAGAAGAGUUUAAUGAAUGAGGUUUCAAAUGAGGCUGUUGAAUCUGAAGUCAGCAACCAAGAAAACAAGAAGGCCUUAACUGCUAGACCCAAGGAGCCUGAGACACAGAAGGGACCAGAGAAGAGAACAGGAAGCCAUAUUUCACAAACGGAUACAAUUAAAGAGCUAAAAGCUGUAAGCACUGAAGUUUUGAGUGGUGAAGGUAAAAAAGAAGACACUGAAACAGAGGAUUUAUCACUUAAGAGCUUACGGACUGAGACUGAAACUGUGACCACUAAUACUGAAGAUGACAUCCACAAAGACCAGAAGACCAGAAGUGGUGAAGACCAAGAUGAGGACAUAACAAAACCAGACAAACACCCAAAUGAUAAAUUAAAAGAGGAACAACAAACAAUAAGAAGUAAAGAUCAGGAGAAGACCACAGAGAAACCAAAAAUGGCUCCAGUUCUAGAGCAGACUUCUGGAAGUACUGCUACUGAAAGUAGCAACAAAAAAGCUGAAUUUAGUAAUUCAUCGGAAGACAGUUUGGUGAAUGAGACACAAACUGCAAAUGACAAAACUGUAGUAAGCAACCAACAGGUCCAGGUGUCACAAACCAUCACCAACCAAGAUGGAAGCAUUACAAAACCAGAGAAAAGCAAAUCAGCAGAAUCCAAAUGUCCAAAGUCUGACCUUAAUCAAGAGUCAGAGACAGUACGAAUGGAAGGUUCAGAGGAGUCGACAGCAAGCCAAACUCAAGAACUUAAAGUCAAAAGUUCCAGAACUCAGAGUGCCGAGGAAGCUAAAGAGAAAACUGAAAUCAAAGGUACAUCAAUGCAGACCUUGGUGAAUGAGAAAACUCAAUCUGAAAUUAGCACCCAAAAUGAUCAGAAGACCUCAGUUGUCAAAGAAGAACUGGUGGUGAUUAAAGAACCCAGAAAAACUACUGAUCAGUCCACAGAUAGCAAAGAUCCUGAUGCUAACCAGAAGACCUCAACUGUCAAAGAAGAACUGGUGGUAAUUAAGGAACCAGGAAAAAGCAAUGAUCAGUCCACAGAUAGCAAAGAUCCUGAUGCUGAGAAGAAGACGUCAAUUGUCAAAGAAGAACUGGUGGCAAAUAAGGAACCAGGAAAAAGCACUGAUCAGUCCACAGAUAGCAAAGAUCCUGAUCCUGUCCACCAGAAGACCUCAAUUCUCAAAGAAGAACUGGUGGUGAUUAAGGAACCAGGAAAAACCUCUGAUCAGUCCACAGAUAGCAAAGAUCCUGAUCCUGUCCACCAGAAGACCUCCAUUCUCAAAGAAGAACUGGUGGUGAACAAGGAACCAGGAAAAACCUCUGAUCAGUCCACAGAUAGCAAAGAUACAGAUGCUAUCGAGAAGACCUCAAUUCUCAAAGAAGAACUGGUGGUGAAUAAGGAACAAGGAAAAACCUCUGAUCGGUCCACAGAUAGCAAAGAUAUAGAUGCUAUCCAGAAGACCUCUAUUGUCAAAGAAGAACUGGUGGUGAAUAAGGAACAAGGAAAAACCUCUGAUCAGUCCACAGAUAGCAAAGAUACAGAUGCUAUCCAGAAGACCUCUAUUGUCAAAGAAGAACUGGUGGUGAAUAAGGAACCAGGAAAAAGCUCUGAUCAGUCCACAGAUAGCAAGGAUCCUGAUCCUGUCCACCAGAAGUCCUCAAUUGUCAAAGAAGAACUGAUGGUGAAUAAGGAACCAGGAAAAACCACUGAUCAGUCCAAAGAUAGCAAAGAUCCUGAUGCUGACCACCAGAACACCUCAAUUCUCAAAGAAGAACUGGUGGUGAUUAAGGAACCAGGAAAAACCACUGAUCAGCCCACAGAUAGAAAAGAUCCUGAUGCUAACCAGAAGACGUCAAUUGUCAAAGAAGAGCUGGUGGCCAAUAAGGAACCAGGAAAAGGCACUGAUCAGUCCACAGAUAGCAAAGAUACAGAUGCUAACCAGAAGACCUCAGGUGUCAAAGAAGAACUGGUGGUAAUUAAGGAACCAGGAAAAAGCAAUGAUCAGUCCACAGAUAGCAAAGAUCCUGAUGCUGAGAAGAAGACGUCAAUUGUCAAAGAAGAACUGGUGGCAAAUAAGGAACCAGGAAAAAGCACUGAUCAGUCCACAGAUAGCAAAGAUCUUGAUCCUGUCCACCAGAAGACCUCAAUUCUCAAAGAAGAACUGGUGGUGAUUAAGGAACCAGGAAAAACCUCUGAUCAGUCCACAGAUAGCAAAGAUCCUGAUCCUGUCCACCAGAAGACCUCAAUUCUCAAAGAAGAACUGGUGGUGAAUAAGGAACCAGGAAAAACCUCUGAUCAGUCCACAGAUAGCAAAGAUACAGAUGCUAUCCAGAAAACCUCUAUUGUCAAAGAAGAACUGGUGGUGAAUAAGGAACCAGGAAAAACCUCUGAUCAGUCCACAGAUAGCAAGGAUCCUGAUCCUGUCCACCAGAAGACCUCAAUUGUCAAAGAAGAACUGAUGGUGAAUAAGGAACCAGGAAAAACCACUGAUCAGUCCACAGAUAGCAAAGAUCCUGAUGCUGACCACCAGAACACCUCAAUUCUCAAAGAAGAACUGGUGGUGAUUAAGGAACCAGGAAAAACCACUGAUCAGCCCACAGAUAGAAAAGAUCCUGAUGCUAACCAGAAGACGUCAAUUGUCAAAGAAGAACUGGUGGCCAAUAAGGAACCAGGAAAAGGCACUGAUCAGUCCACAGAUAGCAAAGAUACAGAUGCUAACCAGAAGACCUCAGGUGUCAAAGAAGAACUGGUUGCAAAUAAGGAACCAGGAAAAAGCAAUGAUCAGUCCACAGAUAGCAAAGAUCCUGAUGAUAACCGGAAGACCUCAGGUAUCAAAGAAGAACUGGUUGCAAAUAAGGAACCAGGAAAAAACACUGAUCAGUCCACAGAUAGCAAAGAUCCUGAUGCUAACCAAGAACAAAAACCAAACACUGUAGCAACAGAGGUUCCAGAAAAGACAGACAAAGAGGUCAAAAAUACAGAAAUAUUAAAUGUUUCCACAGCUGAAAGAGCAGCUAGUAAGCCUGAUGUGACACCGGAUCAGAAAAACCUCAUUAAAGAGGUUGUUGAGGUGGAAAAUAAAAUACAAAAGGAAGUGGAUCAGCACCCAAAGGCCAAGCAAGAGUCAGAGCUCACUUUGGUAAAAGAUGUGUCUAGCAGAAAAGGUAGUGCAGAGCAAAAACAAAAGCCCACUAUUGUUUUAAAUGAAAUACCCAUUAGUGCUGCUGCUCAGAAUAAUGAUGAAGACAGCAAAGAAAAAGCAAAGACAGAUGAGUCAGCAACAGUGACUUUUGCUACAGGCGAUACUUUGAAACAGAGACUACAGACUUCAAGAGAAGGACAAAAGCCUCCAAAGCCAACACUUGAUGACAGUUUCUCACUUUCUGCUUCCAAAAAAUCAUCAGCUCCACCUCAAAGUCUCCAGCUAAAGACAGAAUCUCCAUCUAGCUGGUUAGAUGUAGAACAUCGCCCUAAACGCAAGAAGGAACACAGAAGAAAACUGUGUCCGUCAGCAAGUGAGGAUAAAACUUUAGCGCUUGAUGACUUUGAUGAUUUUAUCAGAAGCAUUAAGGAGGGUGGAAUUCCUUUCUCACGUCCUCCAAAAAGGCGCAUUCGUAGAAAGUCCCCAUCACCACCUUUUGCCAUGCCAGCCAUCAAGGAGGACCAUUUUGAGAAAACAUUUGAUCCUGAGAAAUUCCAGUUCGGCUUAGGGAAUAAUGACAAAUGUUUCACGGAUCUUUCACCGGCUAUGGUGCUUAAACAAAAAGCAGCCAAUCGAAAAGGUCGGACCCUAGAAAAACGAUCACAAGACAACUUGACCACAAGAAGACACCAAAUGACGACCGUUGACGAGGUAGAAGGAAAAAAUGGAGUCAAAGAGGGGACAAAUGCUGUAGCAGGAAAAGAAGAGGGACAAAACAAUGGAGAAGAACCUGGGAAGAUGACGUCAAGACUUGAAAGAAUCUCCAUCCUCUCCAGCUUGAUGAAUUCCCCUCAUUCCCGCAGGAAGACCACAGAGGAAACUACCAUCGCCUCAAAUAGCAAACAUUCAUCUGACCAGCAACAGAACCUCCUGACACCUGGGAAACUGGGACUUACUAACUCACCUGUGCCUGACAUUAAAGCUGAUAACGGAGAUGUGAAGGAUAUAAAUCAAGGUUCAUUUACAGGCGGUGGUAUAGGUACAGUUAGUGAGUCAGCACUUAGCCCCUCCUCUGCUCCUCCUCCACCCUUGUUCUCAGAGAUAAAGCUGCCUGAUCACUUAGAGAAAUACCUCAAGAAGAACAAAAGGGAGUCAGAGACCUCCCAGGUCUCCACACAGAUGACUGAAACUGACCUGAUUUCGAAGGAGCGUACAGCUAUGGACCAGGCCUCGGUAUCAGAUGGACCUAAUGUGGACAGCAGCCUGAAGGGGCCUGCAGGGCUGCCUUCAAUCAUCAACUACAGUCAGAAGACCUCUCGAAAUGGACUUUCUACUAAAACAAAGAUACCUGCAGAAAGAGGGUUCCACAAAAGGCCUGGGAAGAUCGUCAUUCAUGAACACGCUCAGUUUGGAGGGGAGGUGUUUCAGCUCCACCAUGAUGUAGAAGACGCCACCGCAAUGAAGCUGUCUCCUGUCAUCUCAGUCAGAGUCAUCAGAGGAUGCUGGCUCCUCUAUGAGAAACCUGGCUUCCAGGGUCGUAUCAUUGCCCUUGAGGAAGGUCCUACAGACCAGAUAGUGAAUAUGUGGGCAGAGGAGGGAACUCCAGAGACUCUAGACCGGAUGGGGCAGCCUGUUCCAACUGCACCUAUGGUCAUAGGUUCAGUUCGACUGGCAGUAAGGGACUAUAGCAUGCCUCGAAUUGACCUGUUUCAGGAGGUAAACGGUUUGGGGAGGGUGUCAUCUUACUGUGAUGUUGCUGUAGAGGUUAGCUCCUAUGGGAUCCCACAGACCACUGGCUCCAUCAAGGUCCAUUCAGGAGUCUGGCUGGUGUACACUGAUCCAGGGUUUAAUGGAUUCGUAGGAGUGCUGGAUGUGGGGGAGUAUCCCUGCCCAGAGACCUGGGGUUUCCCUCAGCCUUUCGUUGGCUCUCUCAGACCCCUGCGAAUGGGAGCAAUAAGGGUGGAGCAUCCUAAUGAAGUCAAGGCAUUAGUGUUUGAGAAGCCCAACUUUGAAGGAGAGUGUAUGGAGGUGGACAGUGAUGUUUACAACCUGCAAGAACAGGAAGAUAAAGAAGAAGCAGACAAAGCUGAUGUGAACAAGAAGGGAUUGUCUGCAGUGGGAUCUAUAAAGAUACUUGGUGGUCUCUGGGUUGGCUAUCAGGAGGCAGACUUUGAAGGGCAGCAGUACGUCCUGGAGGAGGGGGAGUAUCCUCACUGCAGCGACUGGGGAGGAUCUCAACAUGGACUCCAGUCUCUCCGGCCUGUUGUCACAGAUUUCCUGUCACCCCACCUGAAACUGUUCAGUGAGCCGAACUUUAAUGAGAUGGGACUGAAGGUGGACCUGCUGUGCCCCGUCAUCAGCAUGGAGGACAUCGGCCACGGCAUCAAAACCCAGUCUGUCAGCGUCACCAGUGGAGUGUGGGUGGCGUUUGAAAAGCCAGGAUUCAGUGGCGAGCUCUAUGUCCUGGAGAAAGGCUUGUAUGCACACCCAGAGGACUGGGGAGCACCGCACUUCAAAAUCUCAUCCAUACAGCCCGUCUUCCACGACAUGCUGGUGGGAACGACUAAAUUCAAGGUCCAGCUGUACUCUGAACCAGACUUCCAGGGCCGGCUGGUGGCUCUGGAGGAUAGCGCAGCAGCUCUGGAUGAGGACUUCACACCCAGGUCCUGUAAGGUGCUGGCUGGAAGCUGGGUGGCGUACGACAGAGUCCGGUUCACAGGAAACAUGUAUGUCCUGGAGGAGGGAGAAUACCCCAACGCAGAGUCCAUGGGCUUCCUGUCCUCAGACUCUCACAUUCGAUCUGUUCAGACUGCAGGGCAUGAGUUCUCUCUGCCGUCCAUCAUCCUGUUCACUAAAGUGGGCUGCAGAGGUCGCAGGAUGGUGCUGACAGACGGAGCCGUAAACCUGCUGCAGGCCGGCGGCGACGCACAAACACGCUCCCUGGUGGUGGAAGGAGGAAUGUGGGUGUUGUAUGAAGGCAGUAACUACAGAGGUCGGCAGCUGCUCCUCCAGCCUUGUCAAGUGGGUGAUUUGUGUCAGUACAGUGGCUGGCAGCGAAUAGGAUCCCUCCGUCCAUUACUCCAGAAACAAAUGUACUUCCGCCUGCGGAACAGGGAGACAGGAUGUGUGAUGUCUCUGACCGGAACGCUGGAGGACAUCAAGCUGAUGAGGGUUCAGGCUGUGGAGGAGACGAGAGGUCUAGAGCAGGUCUGGCUCUAUCGGGACGGACAACUCAGCUGCAAGCUGGUGGAGGACUGUUGCCUAGCGACAGGAGGCAGCAUGGUGAUGGCGGGCUGCCGGCUUUGUGUUUCCCCUGAGCGAGGCAAAGACGCACAGCUGUGGAACAUCACCCCGGAUGGCCUGGUUCGCUCCCACCUCAAACCUGAACUGGUCCUGGAGGUCAAAGGUGGUCAUCAGUAUGACAAAAACCAGGUGAUCCUCAACACUUUUGAUGAUAGAAAAGUGACCCAGAGGUGGACCUUAGAGAUCCUGUGAUGAGCUUCAGCCCAUCAGAAGCUCCGUUGAGGCCCUCACAGCUCCCUGCUGCAGCUCUGUCAGGAGACCAGGCCCUGUGGUGCAGCUCCACCGUGGAACCCACAGCACAGAGAGGUCCCCUGUAGUGGCCUUUGCACUUGUUUCUAGUAUUUUUACUCUUGUUCAGGACGGUUGCCACUGACCCAAUUACAUCAUCGCCAAUAAAAUAACUUUGAACAUGCACUUAGACAGCAUUCGAUGAAAUAAUGUAUUCAGAGCAAAUGAAUAAUGUAAAAUGUUUAGCUUUUUUAGCCGUUUAGAUUGCAAACUCUGCAUACCAAAGACUCCAAGCCCUUCAUGUUUUCACUGCAUGUAGUGAGAACUCGGCCCUGUCUCAAUGCUGCAAAUCUUUCUUCAACCUUAUGGUACUUUCAUGGUUUCCCAGUCAGUUUUCUGCUCAUCAUGUUAGCAAAUAUGAAUGUAAACUGUACACUGACAGCUGCAAUAUGAAGUCUGAUGUGCCUUCACUCCAAAGAUUUAUGUAGAUGCUUUCUUUUUUUGCAAUUACUGUAGAUCCCAAUGAUCUAUUGUAAAGUUUUGAUAUCUUUUUAGGACUCAGUAGGUAUUUACACGUUUACACAAACUGUACUUUACUGCAUUAGCGUGUACAUAAGCAUCAAGUGUAUAGAUGGAGUUUAAAUUUUAAAACUGCCCACUGUUGAUUGUAAAUUUGUGAGAAAACUGUUACACAUUAAAAUAAAAAAGACUUUC